Cajanus cajan (pigeon pea) is the source of this 2017-nucleotide messenger RNA. The record is from RefSeq and is a predicted model, not a curated record. NCBI's taxonomy places the organism in Eukaryota, Viridiplantae, Streptophyta, Magnoliopsida, Fabales, Fabaceae.
CUUGACCUUGUGUUGUUCACGUUCCUUUUUCAUUCUUAAACCAAAGACAAGUCCAAGAGUUUUUCCUUUGGUUUGGUGCAAGUUUGUUUACAUUUUGUGCUUCGAAACAAAGUGGCCUGAUACCUUUUCUGACUAUCUUGUUUGUGGUUAAAUGAUGCAUGUAAAGUGAUAUAGCGACACAAGUGGUGGGGUUCUCUCACAAACAUGGGAGAGGGUAAUGUUAAACAGUCUUUGUUGGAGAGGAAGUACUAUGAGGACUGCCCUGGUUGCAAAGUGGAUCAAGCCAAAGAGUUGAGUGAGGGACAAGGUGUAUCCGUUAGAAAUCUUUUGAUCAUAUGGAUGGUGGUGCUUUGUGCUGCACUGCCUAUAUCAUCUCUCUUUCCAUUCCUCUAUUUUAUGGUAAGGGAUUUUCAUAUUGCAAAAACAGAAGCUGAUAUAAGUUCUUAUGCUGGUUAUGUAGGUUCUGCAUUCAUGCUUGGCAGAUGUUUGACAUCUGUAUUGUGGGGAAUUGUAGCUGACCGCUUUGGUCGAAAGCCUGUUAUAGUUAUAGGUAUUAUCACAGUUGUCAUUUUCAACACACUAUUUGGCCUCAGUACUAGUUUUUGGAUGGCUGUUAUCAUGAGAUUUCUUCUAGGAAGUUUAAAUGGUUUGCUUGGACCAGUGAAGGCCUAUGCCACUGAACUUUUUCGAGAAGAACACCAAGCUCUAGGACUGUCAACUGUCAGUGCAGCUUGGGGCAUAGGUUUAAUCAUCGGCCCAGCAUUGGGAGGCUAUUUGGCUCAACCAGUAGAGAAGUACCCACAUAUAUUUCCAAAGGAUUCGUUUUGGGAUAAGUUUCCAUACUUCUUGCCCAACUUUAUAAUAUCUGCAAUUGCAUUUGUAGUAGCUAUUGGCUGUAUCUGGAUUCCGGAAACACUUCACAAUCACAAUUGUAGCAAUGCAUCCAUAGAUGAUGCCAAAGCUUUAGAAAAUGGAAGCAGAGGGGCUGGCACAGUUAAGAUAAUCCAAAAGAAUGAAAACCUCCUCCUGAACUGGCCCUUAAUGUCAUCUAUCAUUGUUUAUUGUGUUUUUGCACUUCAUGAUAUUGCUUAUCAAGAGGUUUUCUCAUUAUGGGCUGUGAGUCCUCAAAGGCUGGGGGGUUUGAACUUUACAACUGAUGAUGUUGGUAAUGUUCUUUCAAUAUCAGGUCUUGCACUUAUCAUUUACCAACUUACCAUAUACCCAUCUGUGGAAAAAGCUAGUGGACCCAUUGGUAUUGGUCGCAUCUCAGGGAUGCUAGCAAUACCACUUUUGCAAAGUUACCCCUUCAUAGCUUUGUUGUCAGGCUUUGCACUGUACGUAGUCUUAAGUAUUGCAUCAAUUUUGAAGAAUAUUCUAUCAGUGACCAUUAAUACUGGUUUGUUCCUUCUACAAAACCGAGCAGUGGAACAACACCAAAGGGGGGCAGCUAAUGGCAUUUCUAUGACAGGCAUGUCUCUAUUCAAAGCUAUUGGCCCUGCUACAGGUGGUGCAAUAUUAACUUGGUCACAAAAGCGGAUGGAUGCUUCAUUCCUCCCAGGCACUCAUAUGGUCUUCUUUGUCCUGAAUAUAGUUGAAGGACUUGGACUACUAAUGAUGUUCAAACCAUUCCUUGUUGAAAAAAAGAAAACCCACACAAAUCAGUUACACUAAUACCAAUCUUUUUUGUUCAAGACACAUGUAACAUAUCCCUAAACUGUUGUUUGCUAUUGCAGACAGUGAUAGUAACUAGGUGCAUCAAGUUUGUCAUCAUGGGGACCAAUGAUGAUUAAAGUCAAAUUGGUGGCCCCAGUUCUCUUUGUAACGUGUUAUAUUACUUUAUUGGGUGACUAUCUAUUUUAACACGUUAACGUAGGGAAGCAAAAGCUUAAAGGGAAUUAUUCAUUAUUAGGUUUUUCAAAUGAAACUACAUUGUCAUUCUUUAUGCUACUGAUUCCAACCAUACGAGACCAAGUUUUUCUAGAGCAUUAAUUGAUGGACCGUUUUACUUUUUCAAGAA